UCCCGGCUCACAGGAGCCACUGGGCUUCAGGAACCAUUCUUGAGCCGUUCCUACCAGCAGAUCUCCUCAGCGGGCUGAAGAUGCUAGCCUUGAACCACAAGAAAUUAGUCCUAGCUUCAGUGAUGCUUGUGCUGUCACUGUACCUGUUCAGAGCCUCGGAAGCAAGUGACUUCGAUUGUUGUCUCCGGUACACAGAGCGUCAUUAUGGAUCUCGGAUCAUAAAGGGCUACACAGAGCAGUUUUCCAAUGAAGUCUGUGACAUUGACGCCAUCAUUUUUCACACCAAGAGAGGAGCCUUAGUGUGUGCAAAUCCACAAGAGCAGUGGGUGAAACAUGUUCUCCAUGAUCUGAGCAAGAGACUCAAGAGGAUGUCAAAAUCAAGUUUUUCCUGAAAUAAAACUGAAUCCAGAAGGGAGAGAAACGAGGUUGGAGUUCCCAUUUGCACACUGGCGAAUGUCAAUCAUCUACUAAAAUUACCAUCUUUGGCAGGUCCAAGUACUGAAGUUGAUUCAUAUUGCAUCAUCGGUUUGCUUUUUAAGCAUUAUAAUGUGAAUUUUUAUUUUAUAUUGAGUUAUUUAUAUAUACAUGGUUGAUAUAUUCAAAUUAUAUCUUUUUAAAGACUGUUUAGAAAUAGCUCUUUUAAUGAUCUGUAUUAUCAUUUGGUGGUCUUGCCUUUUGGGCGAAAGAAAUAAACCCUUUUUCCCGUAA
Molecule: messenger RNA, 708 nt
Organism: Ornithorhynchus anatinus (platypus)
Lineage: Eukaryota; Metazoa; Chordata; Mammalia; Monotremata; Ornithorhynchidae
Gene: CCL20
Product: C-C motif chemokine ligand 20
Exons: 4
Coding region: 81-392 (103 amino acids)
Biological process (GO): immune response; G protein-coupled receptor signaling pathway; positive regulation of ERK1 and ERK2 cascade
Cellular component (GO): extracellular region
Molecular function (GO): chemokine activity; CCR chemokine receptor binding
Source: RefSeq, a predicted model, not a curated record